GAGCGAGCAAGGACGACAGCUUUAGAGCCACAGGCGCCCCUCCUUCCACUCCGCCGCCGUGGCAGACUGCUAGUCAUGGGCUGUGUCAUGAGCACCGCGAUCGGCUGCCUGCUCUGCAAUAAUCGCUGUUCGAUCGACCGCGUCGUCUCGCAGUUUGCUUUCUUCCCGCCGUCGCCCGCGUCGUACACGAUGGAGGCGCACGAGGGCAAGCUGCGGAUCCGCUUCUGCGACCCCGAGAUGGCGGCGGCGCACGAAAACCUGCAGCGGAACGCAGCCGGCGGCGCCGUGCGCGUCGAUUGCGCGCGCGUCGAGACGUCGCGCGGCUCGAGCGUCGCGCUGCUCCACUUUGUCCACCCCGCCGCGCGCGCGACGCUGCUCUGGUCGCACGGCAACGCGAUGGACAUUGGUGAGAUGUACUUCUUCCUGCUGGGGCUCGCGGCGCAGAUGGGCGUCUCGGUGCUCGCGUACGACUACUCGGGCUACGGCGCCUCGAGCGGCGCGCCGUCGGAGGCCAACUGCUACGCCGACAUCCAGGCUGCGCACGACUACCUGCGCUCGCGCGGCGUCGACUCGUCCUCUCUGCUGCUGUACGGCCAGUCGGUCGGCUCUGCGCCGUCGCUCUGGCUGGCGGCGCGGUGCGCCGUCGCGGGGGUGGUCCUGCACACGCCGCUCAUGUCGGGGCUGCGCGUUCUCAUCCCGCCGCACGGGGGCUGCUGCUCGCUCAGCGGCUGCUGCAACCCCGUCUGCGUGUACAGCCUGUGCGACCCCUUCCCAAACCUGGCGCGCAUCAAAAAGGUGCGCAGCCCGGUGCUGCUGCUACACGGCACGCACGACAGCACGGUGGACAAGUCGCACACGGACGGGCUGUACGCGCGCGUCCCGCAGCAGCACCGGAGGCCGCCGUACAUCGUCCCGGGCGCCAACCACGACAACCUCGUCGAGGCGAACCCUGACGGCUACUUUGACGCGCUCGAGGCCUUCCUCAGCGAGGCGGUGGCGCAGGGGCGCGGCGCCGGGCGGGGCGCGCCGAGCGGCGCGGAGGCGCCGCUCGCGCCGGUGCCGACGAGCCCGAUGGCCCGCAGCUGAGCCGCCGCCUCCCCGCCGUGGCGUGGGGCUGCUGGCGAGCUGGCGCGAGCGCGCCGGGAUCGCGCCAGGGCCGUAGCCAGGGCCGUAGCCAGGGCCCGGGUCACAGCCGCGGGGUCGGCGCCGGCGCGGCGACCGCCACGGCCCACGCCGGGCCCAGUUUUGUAUCUUCUGGCCGCGCAGUCUCCGAUUGGGUCGGGGCUGCCUCUUCGCCAUCGGGUCGCCCCUCUCUGAACUGUCCCCACCUCUCGGCAUGUGUGGUGUGCGUCUCAGAGCGAGCGAGAGGGUCAAAUCGAGAGAGGCGGGCCGUGGGGCCGAGUCAGAGAGAGUGGACGCGUGUGAGAGACCGUGUGUGGCGUGUGGGUUACGAUACACGACAAGACGUCGCGAGCGUGGCAGUUUGGGACACGCAUUCGCCCCACGAGUUGCAUUCCGCUUAACAUGUGCAUGUGCAUGCACACCGCACACGGCACGCGGGGGCGCGGCUCGUCUGAGAACUCGCCCGCUCGCUCUCUCCGCGCUGAACUCUAUACUCGUUACACGUUAGCACUACUCCGGCUGUCCGGCUACCAAAGACCCUGAGGUACGUCGUACGAAAAUAAGUAAAUAAAACGGAC
Molecule: messenger RNA, 1700 nt
Organism: Emiliania huxleyi CCMP1516
Lineage: Eukaryota; Haptophyta; Isochrysidales; Noelaerhabdaceae
Exons: 2
Coding region: 76-1086 (336 amino acids)
Source: RefSeq, a predicted model, not a curated record